Rhinopithecus roxellana (golden snub-nosed monkey) is the source of this 1145-nucleotide messenger RNA. It is a transcript of the gene SNAPIN, whose product is annotated as SNAP associated protein. Gene Ontology annotation, cellular component: BORC complex; synaptic vesicle; BLOC-1 complex. Gene Ontology annotation, molecular function: SNARE binding. Bases 214 to 624 code for a protein of 136 amino acids. Gene Ontology annotation, biological process: synaptic vesicle exocytosis; endosome to lysosome transport; lysosome localization. The record is from RefSeq and is a predicted model, not a curated record. Lineage: Eukaryota; Metazoa; Chordata; Mammalia; Primates; Cercopithecidae. The transcript is spliced from 4 exons.
UGACCUUUGAGGAUUUUCAAGACCAGCCACAAGGCCUCUACUCCUAGGGCCUGGCCCUCCUCCCAGCCCGGCUCGCUCCAGACUCCAUUUCCCAGAAACCCCAGUGCCUUGGUGGAGACAGCAUUUCCCGGACGCCCCCUCGCGGGGCAGUGCGGCGCGGCUCCGGUUCCCGGCGGCCCUCGCGGCAGGUUCCGGGCGUCAGGACAGUUCGUGAUGGCGGGGGCUGGUUCCGCCGCUGUGUCGGGGGCAGGGACACCGGUGGCGGGGCCCACAGGCCGCGACCUCUUCGCCGAAGGGCUGCUGGAGUUCCUGCGACCCGCUGUGCAGCAGCUCGACUCUCACGUGCACGCCGUCAGAGAGAGCCAGGUAGAGCUCCGGGAACAAAUUGACAACCUAGCCACAGAACUGUGCCGCAUCAAUGAGGAUCAGAAGGUGGCCCUGGAUCUUGACCCGUAUGUUAAGAAGCUACUUAAUGCCCGGCGACGCGUUGUCUUAGUCAACAACAUUCUACAGAAUGCUCAGGAACGACUGAGGCGGCUAAACCACAGUGUUGCCAAGGAAACAGCCCGCAGGAGAGCAAUGCUGGAUUCGGGAAUUUACCCCCCUGGCUCCCCAAGCAAGUAACAGAUGAGCCUAUGGACUCAGUAGCGCAAGUACUGUUCCCAGCUGCCUUGUUUCGACAGACAUGCAAAGAUCCUAGGAGACAGUCCCCUUAGACCUUCAGACUUUAAAAAGGCAGCUGUAUGGUUUGUUUGAAGCACUUUGUCUUACUCAUUUAUGUAGGGGCCCCAGGAAAGCUACACACAGCCAGAAUGAGGUUCCCAAAGGACUUACGUUAAUUAUGGCUCUUGCUUCCUCUCACAAAUGAGCAGAGGCCUCUACUCUUUUUUAACCUGCAUACUUGAGGCUUACCUUCUUCAGGCCUAGUUUUAACCAGAGGGGCUUCUUUUGUUACAUGCCUAGUUACAUGGGUCUGGGCAGCAUGUCCUCUACCUGUGACUUCUCAUUUUCCUGUUUACACUGGGGAUUUGGAGAGGGCAGGCAAAGUCAAAGUGAAUGACCUCUGUACACCCACUUUUUUAUUGCACUGGCUUCAAUACAGUAGCAGUGUUGAUGGAAUCAUUUUAUUCAAUAAAUACUUAAAA